Linum tenue is the source of this 519-nucleotide messenger RNA. NCBI's taxonomy places the organism in Eukaryota, Viridiplantae, Streptophyta, Magnoliopsida, Malpighiales, Linaceae. The record is from the annotation of a GenBank genome assembly.
AUGGCGUCUUCCAGCGGGAAUUCCUCCUCCGGCGGCUCAUCGGCCCUGCUCCAGAACUCCGGGUCCGACGAGGACCUGCAGCAGCUGGUGAUGGACGAGAGGAAGAGGAAGAGAAUGCAGUCGAAUCGGGAAUCGGCACGGCGGUCGCGGAAGAGGAAGCAGAAGCAUCUCGACGAGCUGAUGGGGCAGGUGACCCAGCUCAGAAAGGACAAUAGCCAGAUCUUGAUCGCCAUCAACGUCACUACCCAGAACUAUCUCAACGUCCAGGCAGAGAAUUCGAUCCUCCGCGCCCAGAUCGUCGAGCUCAGCAACCGCCUCGAUUCCCUCACCGAGAUCCUCGAUUUCAUCGGAAACAACAACGCCGCCGCCGGCUGCGGCCCCGGCGGAGGGAACGGGUUCUUUGAGGGGGAUCAGACGAUGGAUCAUUUCCUCCAGCCGGAGGGUUUUCUGAUCAACCCGUUGAACUCGAUUUACCUCAACCAACCGAUCAUGGCGUCGCCGGACUUGUUCCAGUACUGA